AGGCUCGAGUACUUCUUCUCUGACCCGGAGUUCACGGACGCGCUGCGAAGUUUCUUCGAGGAGAAUCAAGAAAAGUUUCAGUUCGUCGACGUAGGGAUGGAGCAGCCAAUCUCGAACUACGAUCUCUACCUCAAGUACACCAAGAGGAUCGAGGACCUGCUGGAAGACUUCCUUGCCAAGAACCAAGUCACGCACGAGGACAUCAUAAACAUCUGCAUGGAAGCAGAGAAGCUGGAGGGCAACGCCAGCAGCUACUGCCUGGACUACAUAAUCGCGUCCACAGAGUAUGAGGCGUUUAUUCAGGUG
Molecule: messenger RNA, 306 nt
Organism: Guillardia theta CCMP2712
Lineage: Eukaryota; Cryptophyceae; Pyrenomonadales; Geminigeraceae
Exons: 3
Source: RefSeq, a predicted model, not a curated record